Engraulis encrasicolus (European anchovy) is the source of this 3629-nucleotide messenger RNA. RefSeq names its product chromatin assembly factor 1, subunit A (p150) (gene chaf1a). Bases 253 to 2913 code for a protein of 886 amino acids. Gene Ontology annotation, biological process: nucleosome assembly. The transcript has 16 exons. Gene Ontology annotation, cellular component: CAF-1 complex; nucleus. Lineage: Eukaryota; Metazoa; Chordata; Actinopteri; Clupeiformes; Engraulidae. The record is from RefSeq and is a predicted model, not a curated record.
CCCGCCAAUUCCGAGUGAUUGCAAACAGGGAGGGAAGUGUGCAGAUUUUCAGCGUGUCAUGAACAUUAAUUGCAUUUCGUCGUGCAAAUACAGCAAACUAAUGUUUGCGUCGGUAUUUUUGUAGGAAGUAUAUGACAAGAAGCAGAAAAACUGGAGUAAGAAAGUUUUGACGAGCAGUCCUACGGUUAGCUGCCUUACCUAAGCUUCUCGUUCACAUAGCUGGCUACAUUCUCCAGCCGAGAAUAAUUUCGGAUGGUUGUGAUGCUGGGCGCAGAAGAUACUUCUACGGACGGGCCACUGGCUUCCACACCCGACAGAAGUACGGAUUGUGUUGACAAAAAUCCUCCCAAGAAGCUUGUACAAGCUCGUCUACCCUUUAAACGGCUCAAUCCCGAACCUAAAGGGACUCGGGAGCCAAAGAGAGCUCGAGUUCCCUCUGCAUUGCCCUGCCAUGGAAACAGAAUUUCUGAUGGUGAAAAUGAAGCCAAUGAUGUUUCACCUCCUCAAUGCCCUCGUCCAGCCAAAAUUAAUGGACGUGGGCCUUUAGAUGGGUUUAUAGUUCAGAAAAGGCUCCCCAGUUUACCCGUGGAAACAAUUGACUUGACGGAAGACUUCGAUUCAACUCCUACUGUAGCUAAGCAGCAGCAGGAACCAACUGUGCCUGUACCGCCAGCCUCCAAAGGCCCUCGCUCAGAUGGGCAGGACAAGUCAUGUACAAUAAGUUCACGAACUGCUUUAUUAGAUGUGAAGGAGAACGGCGAUGCCCAUAUAGAAGAAAAUGACCCCAAGGAAACUGUAGGAGAAACUGAGAAUGUACAGGAGGAGGAGGAGGAGGAGGAGGAGGAGGAGGACUGUCCGGCUGAUGCGACGCAAGAGGCUGGAUUGCUCUCACCAGCCGUCUCUGUCAGCUCGCUGUCCACACUGGAGAGCUCGCCAGAGGCCACCAAGACCCCAAAGCGCACUCCGUCAUCUACCACUGAUCCUGAUGGUACUACAGAGACAAAACAAAUGAAAAGAAGAUCUCUUAAGAGUGUAAAAGAACAGGAGGAGAGGCAACAGCAGCGUGCUGAGAAAGAAAAGCAGAGGAUGGAGGCCAAGGCUGCCAACGAGAAGAAAAAAAUGGAGGCUCGUCGACUGAAGGAAGAGAAGGAGAGGGAGAGGAAAGAAAAGAAGGAACAGGAAGAGAGGGAAAGGCGAGAGAAAAAAGAGAAGGAGGAAAAGGAGAAGGCUGAAAAAUUAAAGGCAAAGACAGAAGAGCGCAAGGCCAAGCAAGAGGCCAAACAAGAAGAGAAACGCAAGAAGGAAGAGGAAAAACGGAUGAAGGAGGAGGAAAAAAAGAUGAAAGAGGAGAAAGACCGUAUUAAAGCUGAAAAAGCAGUAAUCACCCGCUUCCUGCAGAAGCCCAAGGCUCAACUCACCCCAAAGACCCUUACAUCAGCCUGUGGCAAAUUCGCUCCCUUUGAGAUUAAGGAGCACAUGGUGUUGGCACCACUGUGCCGAGUGCAAUGUGAGAACGCUGUAUUUGAGGAGCUGGACCAGUACCUCGUCAAGCCAGACAAAAGUGCUAGUUGGCUGAAGGAUUUAACGUCCCGAAGACCACGCUUCACUGGUCAAACCAAACUAAAACACCAGGAAUCAAGAAGUGAGAGUCUGGUGGCUGUAAAGUGCCCGAAGACUGGAGCAUGUCGGGGUCGAAUGAAGCUGCUGCAAUUCCAUGAGAACUACCGGCCUGCCUACUGGGGCACCUGGAGCAAGAAGAGCUGCAGCAUCUCCGCACGCCACCCCCUCCAACAGGACAAGGAUCUUGACUAUGAAGUUGACAGUGACGAGGAGUGGGAGGAAGAGGAGCCUGGAGAGUCACUCUCUCACAGUGAAGGAGAUGACGAUGGAGAGGAAGGCGAUGACGAUGGCGAUGAUGAUGGUUUCUUUGUACCACAUGGAUACCUGUCCGAUGGAGAAGGAGCACUUGAGGAGGAGGAAGGAGGAGACCCGGCCAAGCAGAAACUGCGUCAGAAGCUGAAGGCCCGCGAGUGGGACGAGCUGCUGUCCAAGAAGAGGGUGAAGGUGCUGGAAGCCGUCAUCAGUGGCUGUCUAUGGGUAGACGAAGGGCAGACAGACUUGUCUCAGACGCAGAAGGACACGCUGCACUCCCAUGCCAUUGCUCUGCUGGGGCCCCUGCCCAAGGAUGAGCCUUGCUCGCCUGAGAACUCGCCUGGAGAGACACGGCGGGAUGAAUUGCUACCCCAGCUCCUGCCCUUGCUCCAUGGCAAUGUGAACAGCAGCAAGGUCAUCAUCACAGAGUUCCAGGAGUUCUGUCGUCAGCAGGCAACAUCCCUCGUCAACAGCCCCCAUAGUCCUGGAGAUGGCGUACCCACAAGGGUGGGUUUGAAGCGCCUGAUAAAGGAGAAUGCGGUGUACGAGAAGAGAUCGUGUUUAAAACGCCUCUGCUGGUACGUCCAUUCCGAGGUCCUGGUGCGCUUCGGUCUGGAGUCCUUGCCCGUCCCUUGCAAGUGGAACUACCUCACGCCUGGAAUCCAGCAGUGUCGCGAUGACCCUCAGACACCACAGGCCAACUCACAGGGCGGCUCUCCAACCACCCCACAGAGCGCCGUCACUCUCUCUGCCAAGAGGAAGAGUGCGGGAGGAAGUAUGCCCAUCACAAAGUUCAUGAAGAAGUGUGUAGACCAGGAACAAGCAGAGAACACUGAGGCAGAUGGCUUUCAAGCUGACACGGAGGAGGACGAGGAAGAUGAUUGUGUCUGCAUAAGUACUGAAUCUGGUUUGUCAACAAAGACCAUCAGCUCGAGCUCACUUCAGCAAGAGCCUGAGGAGCCCAUGGAGGUGGCUGCCCCCACUGCUGCUCCGAUGGCUUCCCCAAGCACUACACAUGAGAAGCCAAUCACCGGUGUGUGAUUACAAAAAACAAAACAUGUUCUGGUCUCUGUAGAGAAAUGACAUGUUGGACCGAUCAUGGUAUAAAUGACAAAACUGUUCAUGGUGAAAACAUGUUUAGACGGGUAGCAAGGCUGAAGCUUGUUACAGUGUUCAUGUUAGCUGACAGGUUUUCGAUGUUUUGAAGACAACUCUGCAGCUCAUCCUAAUGUCACCAAAAUACCCUAUAUUGCCCCUUUCAGAAUGGUUGUAUUUUUUGUCUUUAAAUAAUAAAAACAUAGACAUGUUUUAUGCAUGGCUGUGUGUGUAAUUAAACAAGUACUAUACUCGGAGGUUAAACUGAGUGACACUUUCUGUAAUCUUUUCCCCUUCAUAUUAUCACUUUGCCUGGCCUAUGGUUUUUUUGGGGGGUGGGUGGGGGGGGUCUAAUGUUUAUUUUAACAGGCCAGUGAUUUGCUUAUUUGAACAAUGCACAAUAUAACUAUCAGUAUAGGUGGGCUGUAGCAAUGCUGUCCAGCAACAACAGUAUAUCUUGUAUUUAAAGAGCGGCGUUUGUCAUCACUGACACCUUGCUGUUUGGGGAAAAGAGCAUUAUUUAAAAGCAAGGGUUAUACAAGGUUGAUAAUCUGCAGUUGGGUUGAUCUAACUCGUACCUAAAAUUGCAAUUUCAAACUUGUUCUGUGUGCUUAAAUUUGUGUGUCCUGAAAAUUUCUACAUUAAACAAUUUUUUGUGUCUA